Messenger RNA from Moesziomyces antarcticus, 3417 nucleotides. Its product is annotated as px domain-containing protein. The transcript has a single exon. The coding region runs from base 1 to 3417 and encodes 1138 amino acids. NCBI's taxonomy places the organism in Eukaryota, Fungi, Basidiomycota, Ustilaginomycetes, Ustilaginales, Ustilaginaceae. Gene Ontology annotation, molecular function: phosphatidylinositol binding. The record is from RefSeq and is a predicted model, not a curated record.
AUGAGCGCGUCACCAGGCUACGACCCCGCAUUUGCCUCGGCAGGCACGUCGCUCGCCCCUCACGAGGGCAACGCCGACGAUGCCAUCAUCUCGAGCAAAGCCGCUCGAGCCAGCAUCCCGCAGCUCGUCGAUUCAGCCGACCCCUCGGCACUCACGCCUCUCCGAGCGCAUUACCUCAAAAAGACGCUCAUCCGCCUCCAGAUGGAGAAGGAGGUCGCACAGCUCAACACCAAGGAUGCGCUUUCCACCUUUGGGCCCCCCUUUCGUCCUUCGCCUCAGGCGCGCAGGACAGACCUUCCUUUGCUGCGUUUCAUGUUCCAGCACUUUGUCCUCACCUUUCCUUUCCUCCGAUCAGCACCUCCCAACUUCUUUGCGGACAAGGUGCAGGUGUUCUUUGACAAGUUCCUCGAGCGCAACAUCAGCAGCACAGACGAUCGCGACGAGUCGACAAAACGUCGUAGACUCACAAACAAGAUCGAAAAAUACUUUGUCCUUCUUCUCGGCUCCGCCAUCAAGGUAAGGAACGUCGGCGAGGAUGUCGUUCGCAUCUCCGACCGUGACCGCCUCCGCAUGAGUGCCGUCGAAGCCCGCCGCAAGGCUGCAUUAGGACGCGCCGCCGCUUCCCCUCGAUCCUCGUCCAAGCAUCUUGACGUGCCCAGCGAUGGCCGUCCCUCCUCAUCCCAUUCGGCCUCCUCGUCUACCUCUUCGCUCAACCAAAGUGCAGGCUUUGACAUCAACGUCGUAUCCGUGCGCAAUGUGGUCACAAAAGGGAGGAUCCGCAGCCGCGCUCACGAGGAAUUUAUCAUCCGCACUCGCUCAGGCUACGGCCAGCCAGACAUCUACGUCUCACGGCGCUACGGCGACUUUGCCAGGCUCGCAGAGACACUGCGAGUCGAGUACCCGGAGGAGGACGUCCGUCUUCCGCCUCCCAAGGAUCGAACCAACACCGACAUUUCAGACCCCUAUCAGCGACCGUCCGUAGAUGCCUCGUCAUCAGCCCUCGAAGACGGCGAUCCGCGUGCGUCGACCGACUCCAGCGGUCAACCACGCAUUCCGUUGCCCACCGGUCCUCUCGCGAGGGAGAAGAACCGUCUCACACUACGCGCAUAUCUUCGUUCCCUUCUAGCAAGCCGCGCAGUGGCGGAGAGCGCCCUCCUCAUGGAUUUCCUGACCGCAGAACCCACCAAGCUAACACCGGCAGAGGAGGAGGAUGCGGCCAUCAGAGAAGGCCUCGACCACGUGCGUGAAGAAGAACACAAGCGCUUCGCCGACGAAGCCGCAAAACGUGCACAGGAGCUCCAGGCGCAUCUCAAGGACUUCAAGCAGGACUUGAUCCAGCACGAUGGACUCACGCGCAUCUUUGCCACCAUCAAGUCGACCCCGCGCAUCGAGGACCUGCCCGAAAAGUACAAGGCGCUGCUCAAGUGGGGCCGCAUCAGCCUCGCCUCCACCAUCUUCCAGAUCUUCAUGGGCAGCGACAACUCGUCCGAGAUCUUUUCGCAGAUGAAGCGCAUGCAUGGCAUGAUGCCCUACUUUAUGCUGCGCGGCAUCCUGCGCAUCUCCAAUCCCAUGGCCAUGGUCAGAGGAGUGCUCGACAUCUUUCUGGCACAGCCCUUCGGUCAGCGUAGCUUGCUCCAGCGCAUGUUCUCCAGCAGCCUGCAGGAUGAGGUGCGAGAACUCAACGAAGUAUGCACGGCCAUCGCAGCCAAGGUGGAUGACCCAGUCAUUUGCGAGAAGGUCCGCCUCUUCGUCUAUGCACCCUCCGAGGUUCAGGCUCUCUACCGCAAGGAUGCUGACGAGGAGCGUCUCGACCUGCUCACCACCAUUCUGCGCUCGCCUGAAGCCCCGUCGCUGGGUCGCUCGCAGAUCCAUCGCGUGGUCAAGGCGAGUCAAGCCUACGAGGUGUACAAGGAGUACCGGCGAGGACUCAAGAAUCCAGAUCUCGAAGACGAAGGACCCCAGGACGACGACGCCUGGUUGUACGAGGACCUGCAUGUCUUGAUCAAGAUGCUCACGCGCAAGCGCGACAAGGAGCAGCUCAUCUCGCUCAUCUUUGAGGGUGUCACCGCCGAGCUGCUUAAGGACAUGGUCACAAUCUUCUAUUCGCCGCUCGCCCAGGUGUACAAGCUCGCCAACAUUGCAGAUAGUCUCUCGGACCUGCAGGCUUUCAUCACCGACCUCAUCAAAACGGUGGAAGCGAACGAAGAGCUUAGCUACACGGACCCGACCAGGACGGUGCAAGUGUUUGUCGACUUGGUCGAACGGCAUGAAGGACGAUUCUACAACUUUGUGCAUCAAGUACACUCGAAAGGCUCGGGACUCUUCGAUGGUCUCAUGCAUUGGAUCGAGCUGUUCAUCAACUUUGUCCGCGGCAACGAACGCUCGGCGGAUGCUGUUUCGCAGGCGGCGGGUCAAGCGGAGACCGACGCGGCGAAGCCUGCACAGCAGCAAGGAGGCAUCGGCGAGGUGGAUCUGGAAAUCUGCAUGCCUGCCGGAGGCGAGGAGCGCAAGCGGGCGCUCGACGAGAUCGACUCGCUUGUGCUGUAUGCCUACCGACUCAAAUUUGUUCGCGAGCUCAAGCUGCGCCGCAAGCUGGCAGAUCGCGAGGUUGCCGGUCUGGCUGGCAAGCUGAUCGGUGCAGAGAACAAGCGCCGGACCGAUGGCCUUACCGAGGAGGACGAUUCUGCCUUCGUCGGCGCCAUGGUCGAGAACCUCGGCGUGGGCGACAUCUUCACGGGUGAGGUGGCCGAUGCCGAGGCAGAAGAGGAUGAGCUGGACACGUCGGACGAAGAGGACUCGGACGAGGAGGAGUUCGGUCAGGGGCGCGCGCAUUCGGGCGAUAGGCCGCCGCUGAGGCGUCAGUCUUCCAGCGACACGGAUGCCGAAGGGGAGGAGGACGAAGCAGCGCCGAGGUGGAGACCAACACCAUCCCGUCAGACGACGCUGACACCAGGAAACAUGCAACACGCAACCAAGGAUCUUCCGCCAACGCCGCAGGAAGCCAGGCCGGCCGCCGACGGCAAUGAUGCCGAAAAGACACGCAAGCGUCGCAAGAUCCCAGCUCCCAAGGCACCGGAGCUCAAGGUGCUGCCCGAGAUGCUGCCUCUGUUCGUCGAAAUGGUGCGACCGCUGCUGCGUCCGGCGAGGACCGCAAGCGCUUCGAGCUUCCGAUCUAAUAGCUACGACCCGUACGCCCAACAGGCCGGUUCGGAUCUGCAGAUGCCUCCGCUGGCUGCCACUGGAAGCGGUAACAUUUCAGGACUGUCUCAGGGCCUGCGCAACAUGGACCUGGCUUCCACAUCGUCGCCUACCUCCUACGUCUCGUCGCCUUUCUCUGGCCGUGGCGGGUCCGCAGAUGGAGAAACGCGCCGUCAGGGAUCGGGCUCGGACCGCCUUCCUGGCGAGUACAAGUGGUGA